Messenger RNA from Adineta steineri, 1740 nucleotides. Lineage: Eukaryota; Metazoa; Rotifera; Eurotatoria; Adinetida; Adinetidae. The record is from the annotation of a GenBank genome assembly.
AUGAUGAAUUUAAAUUUAUGUUUUUAUAAUUAUAUUCAUCGGUUUGCUUAUUUAAGCAUACGUCAAUCGAUUAUUAGCACUCGUUUUGUAUCAACAGCUUUACCUGACAGUUGGUAUAAACGUUUACCACCUAUUGACGAAAAAGAUAUUGAAGAAAAAGCUAUCAAAGGUUCAGGACCAGGUGGACAAGCAAUAAAUAAAACACACAAUUGUUGUCAAAUAAAACAUAUUCCAACAGGUAUUGUUGUUACAUGUCAACAGACUCGUUUUUUAGAAAAAAAUCGUUUACUUGCACGUCGUCAAUUACAAGAAAAACUUGAUGUUCUUCACAACGGUGAAGAAAGUCUUGUUGCACAAUAUAAAAGAGAAAAAAGUGAAAAAAAAGACGCAAAACGUUUAGAAACAAAGAAAACCUUAGGAAAAAAACGUACAUUUAAAUCUGAACAAGAUAUUUAUUUAAAUGAUGAUCAGUUGCCAGACAAAUCAGCAUCAAAUAAAUAUAUAUUACGUACUGGUCGUUAUCAUUGUCCUAUAGAAAACUGCACAUUUUAUUGUUGCUGUGAAAAGAAUUUUCUACAGUCAAAUUCAUUUUCAAGUUUUAAUGCAGUACGACUACAUUAUUUACGACAACAUGGUGAAAAAAAAGAACAAUGUUCAAAAUGUUGGAAAUCAUUUGGUCUUCAUCAGGAUUUUAUUGCCCAUGAAAAAAUUUGUGGUAUACUUUUUCCAUUUUCUUGUUCGAAUUGUGAUCAACAAUUUCAAAAUCGAACAAGUUUACGACGACAUCAGUUAAAAUAUCAUGUGAAUUUAAAUAAUGAUCCGCAAAAUAGUUCUCCCAUGACAAAUCUUUCUUCUUUACCCAAACCAGUUGAACGUCGAAAACGACCUAAUCGUUGUCGCCGUCCACUUCCAUCUGAUCAAAUCGAGCUUUCUCGUCAAAAUAUUCCUUCUACCUCUUGUCCACCCGUUAUUAUUAAUCCACUUGCUUUACAAUUAUUAGAAAAAUUAAAUUCUGAAUCAACAUCUAUUUGUUCUACCUCGGCAUUUGAAUUCGAUAGAAAUAAAGCUACUCAAACAAAUACAUCUGUUUCUAUUGGUACAGAAUGUUGUUCUUUUAAUUCGCCAAAUCCGAUAUCAAUAAAAACAACUGAACAAAAAUCAAGUCAAACAACAACUCGUAUAAGAAUGCCUAAAAAUCCAACACAAUAUUCUUUAGAAAAAUCGAAUUUUUCUAAUACACUACAAUGGAAAAACUCUCAUGUUAUAGAUAGAGAAACUCAAAUAUCAUCACCAUUACGUUCUGAUAUUUGUAUUCAAACUGUUGGUGAUGUUUCAAAUCUUCUUGAUUAUUCAUCUGACUUAUCAGAUAAUAAUCAUAAUGCUAUUGUUCAAACAUUACCUAUUUCAAUGACAUCAACACAAAUGCAAACAAUGAAUGAAUAUCCAUUAGAACAAAUGACAAAUCAAUUUAAUAAUUAUUUAUUACCACCAGAUCAAGAAUCUGUUGGUACAUCUUGUUUUUUUGAUGAUUUUUUACUUGAUGAUUUCUCAACAAAUCAUUCUAAUAAUUUAACAUCAUCGGUUUUACUUGAUUUCGAUGCUAUUGAUUUACUUGACUUAAUUGAUAAUGGAACACAAACAUAUUCAUCUAUAGCAACACAUGAAACACAAACUAUAAAAGAUUGGGAUAAUAUAUUGUUAUCGGAAGAUGAAUGGGUUCAAACUAUUAUGAAUAGUUAA